Cyprinus carpio (common carp) is the source of this 1152-nucleotide messenger RNA. Its product is annotated as leucine-rich repeat extensin-like protein 3. The record is from RefSeq and is a predicted model, not a curated record. Bases 1 to 1152 code for a protein of 383 amino acids. NCBI's taxonomy places the organism in Eukaryota, Metazoa, Chordata, Actinopteri, Cypriniformes, Cyprinidae. The transcript has 3 exons.
AUGACCACAAUGCUACUGUGGGGGAAGUUGAACCAACUUGCCUUCCUCCCAAGGAACUCCUGGCUGUGGACCACAUUCCUGGCCAUGGAAGCCCACCACCAGUCCUCCUCCCAUCCAGUCCACCACCAGUCCUCCUCCCAUCCAGCCCACCAUCAGUCCACCACCACCCACCACCAGUCCACCACAGUCCUCCUCCCAUCCAGUCCAUCACCAGUACCUCCUCCCAUCAGUCCACCAACCCAGUCCUCCUCCCAUCCCGAGGUCCCACCACCAGUCCUCCUCCAAUCCAGGUCCACCACCAGUCCUUCCUCCAAUCCAGUUCCACCACCAGUCCUCCUCCCAUCCAGUCCACCACCAGUCCUCCUCACCAUCCAGCCACCCACCACCAGUCCUCCCUCCCAUCCAGCCCACCACCAGUCCUCUCCAUCCAGUCCACCACCAGCCCUCCUCCAUCGGUCCACUUCAGUCCUCCACCACCCAGUCCAAACCAGUCCUCCUCAAUCCAGCGACCACCGUCUCCCUCCAUCCAGCCACCACAGUCCUCUCCAAUCCAGUCCACCCACCAGUCCGACUCACCAGUCAGUCCACACGUCCUCCCACAUCCAGUCCACCACCAGUCCUCUCAAUCCAGCCCAUCACCGUCCUCCUCCAUCCGCCACAUCAGUCACACCACCGUCCUCCUCCCCAUCCAGUCCACCACCCAGUCCUCACUACCAUCCAGUCCACCACCAGUUCAUUCCUCUCCAUCCAGCCCACCACCAGUCCUCUCCUCCCCAUCCAGCCCACCAUCCAGCCAACCACACCAGUCCUCAUCCCAUCCAGUCCACCACCAGUCCUUCUCCCCAUCGAGCCCAACACCAGUCCUACGCCAAUCAGUACCACCAACCAGUCCUACUCCCAUCCAGCACACCAUCCAGUCCUCAAAAAACCCAGUCAGCCCACCAAUCCAGUCCACCACCAGUCCUCCCUCCCAUCCAGUCUAUGCACCAGUCCUCCUCACAUCCAGUCCAUCGAGUCCUCCUCCCAUCCGUCACCAACAGUCCUCCUCCAAUCCAGUCCCCCACCAGUCUCCUCCCAUCAGUCCACCAUCCAGUCCCCCACCAGUCCUCCCACCUACCCAUCACAGAAACACAUCAGCAGAAAACACGGUAG